UUUGCUUUUCUUUCCUUUUGAAUAUGUGAGUGUCCUAAGCACCGGUAGGAGAGAAAGGAUGGGAUGAUUGUGUUUUGUCUGGAACUAAGGGCAUAGCUGGAAUGAAGGACUCUAGGGUUUAAAGCCAGGAGAGUUGUGAGCAAAUCUAGAUGAAUUGGUUAAUUAUCCUAAUUGCUGGUUAAAGAGCAGGAAACAGAAGAUGAAGAUACAGUAGAAACGAUGAAAAUUGAUAGAUCUAGUCCUCAGAUAGGUCAGAAAUACAAUAUGGAACAGAAGAUUAAGGGCAGUGAGGGGAGAGGGCUAGAGAGAUGAUGGUUCAGCAGGCAGAGGCACUCAGACACAAGCCUGAUAACCGAGGACAGAUCCCUGAUCACACGGACAGGUGGGAGAUAACCCACUCCAUGAAGUUGUCUUCUGACCUCCGUAUUCCUGCUGUGGCCCACAGACUCCAUAAUAAUAAUGUUAAAAAUCAACCUGGGGAAGGGGCUGGGGAUUUAGCUCAGUGGUAGAGCGCUUACCUAGGAAGCACAAGGCCCUGGGUUCGGUCCCCAGCUCCGAAAAAAAGAACCAAAAAAAAAAAAAAUCAACCUGGGGGAGACUCACUGCUCCACUGACGCUGCAAUGGGGAGGUAGAAGAGGUGAGCCCCAUGUGGAUUCAGACAGGCUUGCUUAUAAAGUGAAAAGCCUGAAAGCCUUUUCCCCUUGAUUUUUUUUUUUUUUAAUUCAAGAAUCACACAUUCAACUUGCCUAUUCCUGUUUGACACAGGAUGUGUGAGACUCAAUAGGGACAUUUCAGGGAUGCCCUCUGGUAGUUCUAUUUUCUUUUUUAAGAGAUGGACAUUGUGACCCAUUAAAUGGCACAACUCUCUCUAAAUGGAUCAGCCCAGGGUAUAUCAACAGGCUUUCAGACUAUCUAAAUGUUAGAUAGACUGUGGUAUGCUGGGGUGCUAGAGCAGGGAGAAGAGUAUACCUGUCUGGAGGAAUUUGGAAUGCUGGGAGUUAUAGAAUAAGUGAAGGAAGAUGCUUCUAACAAUGUUGAGAACUAAAGGCAUCUGCGGCUGAACAACAGUUCGCAUGGCAACUCUGAUGCUCCAACUCCACUAGGACACAACCUCGACAUGGCAGCAAUGUUCCCUGGUCCGCUCCAGGGGAACAGUCAGAAGAGGAGUUUCUCAUUCCCUGUGUUCCUCUGCCCUGGAUGGAUGGCUUCAUAAUGUUAGGUGCGGAUGCUACAGCACUCAUGAGAGUCACUCUUUUGCUGCUCUGGUUUAAGGGGUUUCCAUCCCCUAUUGACCUCUCACAGACUGGGUCCCCUCAAUAUCUCAGUUCUCCAGAAGUGGUCAUCCCUUUGAAGGUGACCAGUGGGGCCAGGGAUGCAAAGAAUUCAGAGUGGCUCUCCUACAGCCUUGCAUUUGGGGGUCGCAGACAUGUUGUUCAUAUGCGAGUCAAGAAGCUGUUGGUUUCUACUCACUUCUCUGUGCUCACCUACACAGAGGAACACGCCCCCCUCAGCGAUUACCCCUUUGUCCCUAGUGAUUGUUACUACCAUGGUUACGUAGAAGGAGCCCCUGAGUCCUUAGUCGCUUUCAGUUCCUGCAGUGGGGGGUUUCAGGGGGUGUUACAAAUGAAUGGCUUCUCUUAUGAAAUUGAACCCAUCAAGCACUCUAGCACAUUUGAACACUUAGUCUAUACAUUAAAUAAUAACAAGACACAAUUUCCACCUAUGAUAUGUAAUUUAACAGAGAAGACACUACCAGACCAACCUUUCGGACUUAAAGAGGAGGAGAAGUCAGCUGUGAAGCAAAAUUAUAGAAAACUGUGGCCCCACACAUGGUUUCUGGAGCUGGCCGUAGUGGUGGACUACAAUUUCUUCACUUACUCUCAACAAAACGUGUCAAAGGUGCGAGGAGAUGUGGUUCUUGUUGUUAACAUGGUAGAUUCCAUGUACAAGCAGAUGGAUACAUAUGUGAAUUUGGUUGGCAUUGAGAUUUGGAAUCGAGGAAAUCUUCUCCCAAUGGAAAACAUACAGCAGGUCUUAGAAGAUUUUUCUCAUUGGAAACAAAUCAGUCUUUCUCAGGUACAUCAUGAUGCAGCCCAUAUUUUCAUUAGAAACUCACUUAUAAGCGUACUUGGUAUAGCCUAUGUUGCAGGAAUAUGUCGUCCUCCUCUUGAUUGUGGAGUUGAAAAUUUCCAAGGGGACUCCUGGUCUCUUUUUGCCAACACAGUGGCCCAUGAGUUGGGCCAUACUUUUGGUAUGCGGCAUGAUGAGGAAUCCUGUUCUUGUGGGGAAAAGGGUUGUGUCAUGAGUUCUUUCAGAGUUCCAGCAGAACGAUUCACCAAUUGCAGCCAUAGUGAUUUUAUGAAGACCACUUUAAACCAAGGAAGUUGUUUGUACAAUCACCCAAGACCAGGGGCAGGCUUUCUAGUGAAGCGCUGUGGGAAUGGCAUAGUUGAAAGUGAAGAAGAGUGUGACUGUGGAUCUAUACGGGAAUGUGAACAAGAUCCCUGUUGUCUUUUUAACUGUACCCUGAAGCCUGGGGCUGCUUGUGCUUUUGGGCUCUGUUGCAAAGACUGCAAAUUCAUGCUAUUGGGGGAACUCUGUAGAGCAAAGAUCAAUGAAUGUGAUCUUCCAGAAUGGUGCAAUGGGACAUCUCACCAAUGCCCAGAGGACGGAUAUGUACAAGAUGGGGUCCCCUGUGGUGCCAGAGCCUACUGCUACCAAAAGCAGUGUAAUGGCCAUGACCAACAGUGCAGGGAGGUCUUUGGCAAAGGCGCAAGAAGUGCAUCUCAUAAUUGUUAUAAAGAAAUCAACUCACAAGGAACCAGGUUCGGCCACUGUGGCACAAAUGGCACGGUCUACCUAAAAUGUAGCGUGUCAGAUGUGCUUUGUGGUAAAAUCCAGUGUGAAAAUGUGGAAGACAUUAGCCAUCCCCAGGCUCAUUAUGCUUGGCAGAACAUUUAUGCCUCUGGCAUCACCUGCUGGAGUACAAGCCAUUGUUUGGGGAUGGGUGUACCUGAUGUUGGUGAAGUCAAAGAUGGCACCGCCUGUGGAAUAGGAAAGAUCUGCGUACGCAAGAAGUGUGUCAGUCUGUCUGCCCUUCCAAACGCCUGCCUUCCUGAGACUUGUAAUGGGAAGGGGAUCUGUAAUAACAGGCAUCACUGUCACUGUGACUACGGGUGGUCCCUGCCUUUCUGCCUGCACAGAGGACAUGGAGGGAGUAUUGACAGUGGCCCAACAUCUCCAAAAAGAAGCGUUGAUAUCAACAUCUUGACAAUAACUGUUUUAUCUGUUCUAACGUGUCUGUUCAUAGCGGGGCUUUAUAGAACAUAUUGUUUAAUACCUUCUGGUCCCAAAGAGACUAAGUCUUAGUCACCAGGUUAAGAAGACGUAUAGCUAAUAACCCAUGCACUAAGUUUGGCAACAGCAAUAUCAUUGUAUGUAUGAGUCUGAGCGUAUUUCUGAGAGUUUAUAGAAAGAUGAAAGCAUCUUCUUUCCCUUCAUCUGUAUCAGAAAUACAGGCAAUUCUUGGUGUGUUCUUGUCUGUUGUUCAUUCCCUUAAGCAGCAAAUAAAAUUUAAUUGAGACAUGA
Molecule: messenger RNA, 3589 nt
Organism: Rattus norvegicus (Norway rat)
Lineage: Eukaryota; Metazoa; Chordata; Mammalia; Rodentia; Muridae
Source: RefSeq, a predicted model, not a curated record